This is a messenger RNA of Ceratina calcarata, 3510 nucleotides long. Its product is annotated as haloacid dehalogenase-like hydrolase domain-containing 5. The record is from RefSeq and is a predicted model, not a curated record. Gene Ontology annotation, biological process: glycerophospholipid biosynthetic process. Bases 335 to 1522 code for a protein of 395 amino acids. Gene Ontology annotation, cellular component: mitochondrion. Lineage: Eukaryota; Metazoa; Arthropoda; Insecta; Hymenoptera; Apidae. The transcript has 3 exons.
UUACGCCAUUGUUUGAAAAUAAAACGCAUGUUCUGUAGAAUUUAUCGGACGCGUUCGCCACAUUCCUAAUUGUUUUCGGCUACAUGCGCUGUAGAAUUUGUCAGACGCAAAAUCAGCCCCAGUGCCACUACUGGUUAUACUUCUGCUGUGACUGUGUCCUCUUACGGCACGUGGGAAAAAUACGACACGGGGCCGAGGAUGCACUGUGCAUUCUGUAGUAGUAACCUAAAAGCGUUGCAUUAUGCAUAAUCAAUUUGCGAAAAACGUCCUUUGAACGUAGCGUAGCUUUCAGACAUUAAACAACGUUCCUUAACUCACGCCCGCCACUGCCAGAAUGGCAAUUAUGAAGGUACUGUUGCGGCCAAGCAUCGCGAGGUUUACGGGAGUCAGGCAUUUAAGCGUUAAACCAAAGUUCGGGUUACUUUUCGAUAUCGACGGUGUGAUAGUACGCGGGACGAAUGUGUUGCCGCCGGUGCCAGAGGCUUUCAAGCAGCUUCAAGGGAAAGACGGUAAAUUCCGUGUGCCAACGAUAUUCGUUACCAAUAGCGGGAACGCGUUGCGCAGCGAGAAAGCAGCAGAUUUGUCAAAAUGGAUAGGAAUGGAAGUGAAGGAAUCGCAAGUGGUCAUGGCUCACUCGCCGUUGAAGCUGUUCGAAAACUUUCACAACAAACAGGUGCUGAUAUCUGGUCAAGGUAGAAUCAAGGAGAUGGCUAAGGAGCUAGGCUUUCGGAAAACGAUCACCAUCGAGCAGCUAGUGAAGAAUUUCCCGUCGUUAGAUUAUGUAAAUAAAGAAAAGAGAAAUCCGAUAUGCGGACCCGUGGACCCGAACUUCCCUACGAUAGAAGGCAUCGUGCUGUUCAGCGAGCCGAUAUCCUGGGAGACUCCGCUGCAGUUAAUGGUAGAUCUUCUAAUGACCAACGGCAUGCCUUCUGGACUGCCCAACGAGAUUCCGUACCCACACAUUCCUAUCUUGGCGUGUAAUAUGGAUUUAAUGUGGGUGUCGGAGGCGCCGAUUCCUAGAUACGGCCACGGUGCCUUUUUAUUAUGCCUGGAAUCGUUGUACAAGAAGAUCACCGGGAAGGAUUUGAUAUAUUCAGCCCUAAUCGGGAAGCCUAGCGAAAUUACAUACUAUCAUGCGAACUAUGUGCUCCGUGAGCAUGCCAAAAGUAUUGGGAUAGAUCACAACGUCGACACCAUCUACGCUGUCGGAGACAACAUUAAUACUGAUGUACUCGGUGCUAAUUUGUACGACAAGUAUCUGUCGUACUGCACGAAGGAGGAAGUGUUAAAGUCCGACAAGUUGAAGAAGCUGCUCGGGAAGGACGUGAAACCACCGACAGCGAAAGCUUGUAUUAGUAUUUUAGUUGAAACCGGUGUUCACCACAAAGACUCGGAUUUUGUCCCGGAGCACAGUCCCAGGGACUUCCUGCCGGUCGACGAUAGCCUGUGCAAGCCCGCGUUCGUGGUGAAACACGUCGGCGAAGCUAUUAGUCUUGCAUUCAAAGAGGAGAAAUUCGUCUGAACUGAACGUACUCAUAAAAUAUACAUUUAGACACGGAGUGUUCAUAUCCUAGCGUCGAUUAAGGGUAAGAAACGAACAAUAGAAGAGAUCGAACAGAAUUUCUCUGAAUUAUCGAUGAGUCUGUUUCAUUAGCGAGCGUUGCUCUUCUCUGGAAAUAUGGGAGCAUAGGAGGUAACUGUGGGCACAUGCUAUUGUCUUAUCUAAUUUCUUCUCUUUGUUUUUUAUGUCUUUUGACAUUUUCAUCUGACGUUUCUCCAAAACAAAUUUAAAUCAUGUAUAUUUUAAAGUCGCGCGUCGCUUGAUUGGGAAAUUUUGAUUUUAUUUUAUUACUGCGAGUGAACAAUAUUUAUACUAUUCUAUAUUUUAUAUAUACUAUUGCAGCUAAUGCUGAUCUUUCAGUGUAUGCAUAUUUUCAUGUGUACAUUUAAUAUUUUUACUUGUAAUUUAUAGUUUACGAUUGUAACAUCUAGAAGAACUUUCGAACAAUGUGUACGUGCCAGGUACGUAAAAAGAAGCUGCGUUUUGGUAGGAUCAAUUAAUAAAACAAUUCAAAUGUCGUUUUAGCCGAGGAUAAUCAUAAUCUAGUAUCGCAGGUACGGUUAAUACGUUAUUUCGUUUAGCAUUCACUAAGAAAUGUAGAUAUACGAGAAUAGACCGAGCGCCCAAAUGAUUGAGAGGAAGAGAACGAAUGGGAGUUUCUUUUGAAAGAAAAACUCAUCCAGAGGACUUUCUUCUUUCUUAACAGAAAUACUUUGGACGUUCGAUCUAUGAACGAGAGUCGCUUCAUAUACUGGAAACUCUGUCUAGUCUCAUGAAACAGUUCACAUACCGGUAGCGACCUGUAAUUUUCCUCAGUGCGAUGCGAAGGACGUAGGAAAGUCAGCUGGUAUUUUACUAGAGCUUCUGUAUAUGUACUCUCAAUAUAUUAUGUAUUAUGCGAACCGCAAGACACACUGUAAACGCACAUCGUACGGGAGUACUUGGUCCAGCAGCUUACAGUCGACGCGAGUGGGUGUAGAAGUAAAGCAAGAAAAUUAAAAGAAAAAAAAUAAUAGUAAUAGGAAAAGUAUGGAUACGUUUGCUGAGACGAAGACUGACCACACACGUAGAAUCAAAUUGAUUGUUAACGGCCGCUUACUAGAGCUGGUCCAUGACUUAUUUUGUUAACGUUAGCGAGCUAACGGAAAGAGAGGGAGAUCGUUUUUUCUUAAUACUGAAUCCGACUAUUCAAGAUUCCCAAGAGGACGGAGUGGCAGCGGUCCGCGAAAGUUAGUGGCGCCGGUAGUUAACGAAGGGCAAUUACAUACACAGUUAAACGUACAGGAAAUGUAGAAUGUUGCGAGAUUUAUAGCAAUACAAAAUAUUUAUUAUUUUUUAGUUAAAAUAAUUAUUUUAUAGAAGCCUCGCCCGAAAGGGAGUGAAUUGGUAGUGACUGUUUCUAGCAAGUUUGUUCUCUAUUCCUUUACCCUACGAUAGCCAAAGGUCGAACAAUAUAGCUUCUAGUUUUCAACCCCGGGAAUCCUUUUUCUUUUUUGAAAGCGGUUUCAUGUACGCUUAUCACGCCCGGAGGCAUUAGUCGCGUGGAAUGCACGAGACGAGGAAUCAUUGUAAUAAUCAACAUCUACGGAACGAAUAUUGUAUGGUCUAGUCUAGUUAAAUGAAUUACGAAACGUUCAUUCAACUUACAGUUUCUUUAACACGACAGCGAAGUUAUACGUGCGUAUCUCCAAUUCGAAUUGAUCGAUCGGCUGUGAUUUAUUUCAAUUAAAAAUACCUGACCGAUAUUUCAGCGACUGUUUCAAAUCAUGUCCGUACAAUCCGUCGCGUCGCUUGAACGUGGAAUUUCAACAAAGGAAGAUCGAUGUUACCAUGAUUGUUUAAAUCGGACGAGAAUGAAACGUAGAUCAAUUCCGCUUUCGCCUAUCGUAACACGUUGUAUUUGUAGAAUCUAUAAUUGCAAUAAAAUAUACAAUAUAUUUUUUGUUAAA